GAGAAGGAGGGUGGGCGGAGGGGGGAGAGGGAGGGUAAGGGACGCGAGAGAGUCGUGACUCGGGAGAGCGUCCACUGCCAUCGGAGUGUGCGAGGAUACGGGAUAGCGUACCUAGUUUAUUCGCGUCCGCUCCGUGUUCGAUAAUCCGCUCGAGGUUAAGUCAUGGCGCGUACCAAGCAGACGGCCCGUAAGUCCACGGGAGGAAAGGCUCCUCGUAAGCAGCUCGCCACAAAAGCGGCCAGGAAGAGCGCGCCGUCCACCGGCGGUGUCAAGAAGCCGCAUCGUUAUAGACCCGGUACCGUGGCCCUUCGAGAAAUCAGAAGAUAUCAAAAGUCGACGGAAUUGCUAAUCAGAAAAUUGCCGUUUCAACGAUUGGUGCGUGAAAUCGCGCAAGACUUCAAGACCGAUCUUCGUUUCCAAAGCGCCGCUAUAGGCGCCCUGCAGGAAGCUUCCGAAGCAUAUCUCGUUGGUCUCUUCGAAGACACCAAUCUGUGCGCGAUUCACGCGAAACGCGUCACAAUUAUGCCUAAGGACAUCCAGUUGGCUCGGCGAAUUCGCGGCGAGCGUGCUUAAGAGACGCUGUGUAACGCAUACAUACCGUUUACUGCGAUUAUUAUUAUUAUUAUUAUUAAUAUUAUAUUAUUAAUUACAUACAUUACUGUUUGCAAUCGCGUCGUGGAUGAAGCACUUUCAUUCCAAGCUCUACACAUGUAUUUUAUCCAUAUAGAGACACAUAAGCGCCGUAAAGCGCUCGUUAUCGUUUAAUAAUUUUCUCGUUCUUCGAAACUCACGAACGAAAUACGAUUCACAAAUUGUACGAGAUAUAAAACGUAAUUUCUUUCUUUGUACGAUAUAAAAAAAUAAUUUUCUUUUUCCAACGCUCGAUUGCUCUUCGGUUUAGUUAUAUCGCGUGUUUAUGAUAUUAAUUUCCAAUAGUUUCCGUACGAAAAAUUCAUAUAAAAUACACACAAGAUAAUUUUGGUUGAACGACAACAUUUGGAUACAUUUUUUUCACUAUUUAUCUUCUUAUCGCUACUAAUAUACAUAAUAAUGUCAUUAUCAUUAUUAGUACUUGCAAAAAGUGUGCACUAGAAUAAGAUACUCUCACGGUAAUGUUGAGAUGUAGUGCUUAACAUAUUAGAUCUCUGUACUCGAGUUACAUCAUUUUAAUCACUUAAGCAUUGUGUAAAAAUUUGUGUAAAAAUAAACGCAUUUCGUAUAAAUAAAUCUUCUAAAUUCA
Messenger RNA from Camponotus floridanus (Florida carpenter ant), 1240 nucleotides. Its product is annotated as histone H3.3. Gene Ontology annotation, cellular component: nucleosome. The transcript has 3 exons. Bases 163 to 573 code for a protein of 136 amino acids. Gene Ontology annotation, molecular function: protein heterodimerization activity; DNA binding; structural constituent of chromatin. The record is from RefSeq and is a predicted model, not a curated record. NCBI's taxonomy places the organism in Eukaryota, Metazoa, Arthropoda, Insecta, Hymenoptera, Formicidae.